AUGAACUGUGUGCUUGAUGGAAACUGCGUUAAAGCGUUUGGAAAGGCUAUUCAUGCCCUGUCCCGGAUUGGAGAUGAACUGUGGUUGGAUCCUAUGGUCAGAGGGCUGGCACUCCGAUCAGUGAAUUCUGCUCAUUCUGCAUAUGCCUGCUUCCUCUUCUCGCCGCUGUUCUUCCAGCAGUACAACCUGGGAUCAGUAUCAGAACAGGGCAAUGAAACAAUCAAAUGCAAGCUGAUUAUGAAGUCUGUGCUGCCACUUUUCCGGUGUUUGACUUCCAUUGAGCGUAAUGUGAAACGAUGCCAGAUAUCAAUCAGCGCUCCCUGUGACCGAGUGAUGAUCCAGUUUUUCUGCAGACAUGGCAUCACCAAAACCCAUAAUGUACGUUUCCAGGAAAGCGAGCCUCUCCAGGCAGUGUUUGCCUCACACCUGUGUCCCAAUGUGCUGAAGACUCCUCCCAGGCUUCUUGGUGACAUGGUGAUGCAUUUCCCAGUGUCUCAAGAAGAAAUCACUCUGUCUAUGACUCCUCUGAGAGUCAGUCUGAGAAAUUACUUUGAGGGGGCAAAGGAUCAGAUAAAGACGAUGCACACUGAGAUAACCUUACACCCAGAGGAGUUUGACUACUUUCAGGUCGGAGUGGACUUAGACAUAACCUUCUGUCUGAAGGAGUUGAGGGGUUUAUUGGCCUUUGCAGAGAUGCAUUGCCUUCCAGUGUCAGUUCACUGUAGUGCUACAGGAAGGCCUGUCUGCUUCUCAGUGGAGGACAUGGUUCUUGAGGCCACUGUGGUGCUGGCUACUCUGACUGACUCUGAAAGCAGGGGUCCUUCUCAGCCUACAGAGACCCCAGUACCCACUACACCCAGGUGUGUAUAUGCUGCUGCUUUACCUGUGGGUUCCUGUGAGGCACACAGCAACAUACCUCAAGAUAUUGCAGCUGUGACAGAGAUAGUAGCAUCCAGCGUGGACAGCCCUAUAAUCAACCCACCUGCUCUGACACAACUUCUGCCUCAGACUGUCAUUCCUAAUGAGUUCUGUGUGCCUGAUGCAGCCUGUCCCAGCACCAGCACAACUCCUGCUUCCACUGUGAUCUGCUCUCUCCUGUUCAGGGCCUUGUCUUCAGAUGAGGAUGAGGAUGAUGGUUGUGCUGCAGGACUGAAUGUCCUGGCAUGUUACAGUGACGAAGAGGAGACUAUGUAG
Molecule: messenger RNA, 1194 nt
Organism: Acanthochromis polyacanthus (spiny chromis)
Lineage: Eukaryota; Metazoa; Chordata; Actinopteri; Pomacentridae
Gene: rad9b
Product: RAD9 checkpoint clamp component B
Exons: 11
Coding region: 1-1194 (397 amino acids)
Biological process (GO): mitotic intra-S DNA damage checkpoint signaling; DNA repair; DNA replication checkpoint signaling
Cellular component (GO): checkpoint clamp complex
Source: RefSeq, a predicted model, not a curated record